GCUGAGGGUGGGGACAGGAAAAGAAUGCAGAGAGCCUCCGCGCUCGCGGCCGUGUGCUGGCAGACCCCGUUCCGCAAAAGCCGUGCUCGACCGUCGGGUGCACAUGCCCUCGGAGAAGCGUGUCCUGCGCUGUCAUUUCGUCGGGUCUGGAUCUCAUCUGGUUCGCUAGUUAGAGAACUGAAGGAACCCCGUGUUUUAAUGGAUAAUUGUCUUCCCGUUGUGCUCGGCACAGCUCUUUUUCCAGCCACUCUGUCGUGGUAAAAGACUAAGGAAUAAAAGUUGUGUAACGCUCAUCGCGUUGUGCAAGCGCCUUGACUUUGGAAGGAUCCUGCACUAUUUGAGCGGGUUCUUUGUCCUUGUAACACAGCAACUUUACACCCACAGUCGCGUAUGCUGGAGCAAUUUUAGCUGGAAAACCGGGAAGAUACGUCAAAGGAUCCCCUGUAAUUAUUUUUGGUGGAAUUGGCUAUGUUUGUGGAUUAUACCAUUGAUGUGCACAUGAAGGAUCGACAGAUUUAUUUUGUAUUGGUGUCAUUUAUCGACAAAUUAGAGAGCUGCAUAAAAGACUCAUACUUACGGUGCAGGGUUCUGAUGAAAGAACAUCUUCACACCAUAUGAAGAUAUCGGUGAUGUUGCUGCCAAUACAAAUGCGAGACCAGACAAAAGUGGGUGUGGAGGUUCUUUGGAAGGAGGAGUAGAGUUAAGUCACCUGUCCUGGAAACAGAAUAAGGACUGAGAUUGCUUUGACCUAUCCAAACUACCUGCACACCAGAAUAAUCGCAGCAAAAGCUGCUCCGUUAGUCAGGGAAGACACCUGUGCUUCUGGGACUGGCUCUUGUGUGUGUGGGACUGCGCUCGCCAUGUUUUCUCCGACUGCCUUGCCACCCCCUCCGCUCUUGACAGGAAGUGCUCUAGCUGUGGCAGGUGCACCGCCAGCAGCUCCCUAUACAGAGCAAGACCUGUUGCGUCAGGAGCUGAACUCGCGCUUCCUGGCCUCUCAGGGCAUGGACCGAAGAACAGCACUGACGCCACCCGCCUACCUACGCACCGAGUUCCACCAGCACCAACACACGCACCAGCACACGCACCAGCACACCUUCACGCCAUACCCCCACCCGGGCAUCCUGCCAGGCCCUGCCGUGCCCCUGUUUGACAAAUACCCACCAAAAGUGGACAGCUUCCACAGGCACAGUCUGUUUCACCCCUACCCAUCCGGGAUGCCCGGGCUGGCUCCAGUACUGCCUCCAGCGGGAAUGUUCGGCUCUUUGCAGGGAGCCUUUCAGCCCAAGGCCCAUAAUCCUCUAGACGUAGUCUCCAGACCUGGAACAAUGCCCCGCCCACUCCUACAGAAAGAAUCUAGAUUUCUGGACUCAGUGUGCCCCACACCUAAGAAACCAGGGAAAUGGUGUGCCAUGCAUGUUCACAUAGCAUGGCAAGUUUACCACCAUCAGCAAAAAAUAAAGAAGCAGAUACAGAUCGAGCCACAUAAGCUGGACUUUGGGCUGAAGCCAGACCUCCUGAGUCGUCCCCUUGGUUCAGGCUUCAUAGGGCUGGUCCCACAGCCGCGUGACUUACCGCGCCCUUCCACCAUCUUCUCCACUGCUGGUCCCGCCCACCCCAUGGUCUCUCCUUAUGGCCACAUGCCCCAUGCCCACACCAACGUCCACACUCCUCCUGCUCAUCAUGAGUCUCUCAAUAAGCCACCUGCUUUUGGGGGUUUGGGAACACUGAGUUCCACGGCAUUUGGAGGACUUGGUAACCCAUCGCUGACUCCAGGUUCUACACAAGUGAGUAAAGACCAUAAAGGAGCAGCAGUGGGGACUCAGGAGACCUGGAACAGACUGCAUCAGACACCCUCCUCCUUUCCUACACCACCUGUAUGGCCCCGAGGCCCUGACACCGAAAAGGCUUCAUCCACACUGGAAAGAACGACAGACAAAAGAGACAAAGAACAACAUGAAAGGGACACAAAGGAGAAAUUAAACGGGACACGCCCGUCGCCUGCUAACACUAGUCCACGGGGUCACAAGCAGAUGGUAGAGCCAGCUAGAGGCAUGUCCCCAGAGCCGAAAGACAAGGAACGAGGCAGAGUGCAAGAGCAGGAUCCUCCCAGUCAGAGUGCGGAACCAGAGGACCAGAAGCACAAAGAGAGCCAGCAGGAGAGGAGAGAGAAGGCAGGGAAGCACGACCAGCGCCAUGAGGAGAAGCCCAGUGCUGAGGAGACUCUGUCGCCAAAACACCAGAGAUCAGAGGUGGAGAGGCGUGGUGGCGAGGGGUCACACUGGGAGCCGGAUGCAAAGAGGAGCAGAGUGGAGACUGAGCCCGAAGCAAGGAACAGCCAGGUGAAGGUAAAGGAGGAGAAGAGGGAGGACCAGGAGGCCUCCGAAGUCAAGCCUCUUCCCAAGGCCUUGGAGAAACUGCAGCCAGGCCCCAGGACCACAGCCACACAUCCGUCAUCCCUGCUGUCCAUGCCUGUGUCUGUAGGAGUUGCAGCAGUUCCCCACAGCCUCGACAGGACUCGUCUGGUGUCGCCCUUCAUGGGGACAAGCAUGCUUUCGGGCGGUGAGAGGCUGCCCUACCCUGCCCAGCACUGGGAUCCAAUGCGGAGUCUGUACAGGGCUCUGGACCUCCCUCCCAAGGACCCACUUCCCAAGGAGCUUCUGCUAAGGGCCGAUCCUUUGCAGCGCGCCCACAUGGGGGCGCCCAUGUUCCCACGGGAGGCCCUCCUCCACCCAAUGGCCCUGGAACAGCAGAGGAGCCAACAGGAGGAGCGUCAGCGUCUGGUGUUGCUGCGAGAGGAGAACGAGAGGAGUCGUCUUCUAGCGCUGCACCACGCCACUCUGGAGCCCCACCUAGCGCACCCAGGGCUCCUGCCCACCGCUUACCCCGGCCCCCUCCUCCCCCGCCUGGGGCUGCCGCACCCACCGCCCUACGGCCCGCUUGGCAAGACUCUGUCCGCUGCUGGCUACAUACACACAGCUCCGCCCCCCCUACUGCCAGCUCUCCUGCCGCGGAUGGGCUCUCCCAGACAGACUUCCUCCAUGGUGGACAGGCAGGACAGAGCCAUUGCCCGCCCUGGCAGAGAGGGGGAGGCACCAUGAGCCGGACAGAGGCAGAGCCAAGCACUUCAUGUCUGACCAGUGUACAGUGUUGGGAUGUACAGGGGUGAAAUUAGUCUGGGCCAUUUUGUGGAUGCAGAUUAAGUCUAGUCUUUCAUUAAAGCGUUGUUUCGAAGAGGAGUUUUAAAUGUUUUUUUUUUUCUUCAACCUCUAGGCUUAAUCAAUAAUUGGGGAAACUGGCCCUUUACUUUUUUUGUGGAGAAAAAAAAAAAAAAAA
This is a messenger RNA of Electrophorus electricus (electric eel), 3336 nucleotides long. It is a transcript of the gene auts2b, whose product is annotated as activator of transcription and developmental regulator AUTS2 b. The record is from RefSeq and is a predicted model, not a curated record. NCBI's taxonomy places the organism in Eukaryota, Metazoa, Chordata, Actinopteri, Gymnotiformes, Gymnotidae.